AUGGCUCAUGAGGAAAAUCAGUCCAGGCGCCUCCGUGUUGGGCCGAGACCACCGCGUUCGAAAAUCCGAGAGCGCGGAACGACAAUAGACGAGCCAGAGCCAGACCGGAGUCGACCAGAACAGUCCGCGUCUAAGACCAACACCCGGCCAGCAGCCCGCGGAACCGCUUUCUACCAGCGGAAGAGAGCAGUCAGGGCAUGCCAAGUUGGAGCUACUUGCAUCCAGUCGCCCGUCGACCUGUCUAGUUUCGACCCAGCGAGUCUCAAGAUUUUGGAACGGCUCGAUGAUCUAGAGGAGAUGAUGAGAUUGGUCACAGUCGAUGGACUACCGAGCAACAAGACACGAGUGGUCGAGGUCCCGGUCGAGCAUCGGGUAGAAGCACCUCCUGUGGGGCCUCUUAUCCAGAUGGGUAUGAUCCUCCCUCCGGGGCCAGAACAUGUCAUGUCAUGGGCCAUCUUUGAGGAGCUCGGCAACGGAAUUGAGGCCGGAGACAUGGCUUUGCAUGUUGAUCAUGUCUCAGUAGCUGCGAAUUCUCCAAUGUCUCUAAUUGGCGCUCUCGACCUGGAACCACGGCGCAUCAACAACCUGCUCGACAAUUUCUUCAGUUACGUCCAUGUCAAAAAUCCGAUUCUUGACGAGACAGUCACUCGAAAAAUGGUUUCACAUACAGUACUUGAAGGGAUCAACUGGUCAGCCGAGUCCUGUCUGUCUCUCCUGAUCUGCGCAUUGGGGUCUUUAGCCACAGCUUUUGGCCCCAGUCAGGAGACGAUGCUGGGCUCCGCAGCCCACAGCGAUGCUCAAACUUUCUUCCAAGCCGCGCAGAAGCGACUAGGAAUCUUGCUAUCGUCAGAUGACAUUAUUGCGGCUCAAUGUUUGUUUCUUUCAGGGGUCUACAUGAUGUGCGUUUUCCAGCCUGUUAAGGCUUGGAGGUACUUCGUGCAGGCACUGGCUAGCUGCCAACAAUUUUCUUUUCUUACCCCCGAAGCCCAAAAACGCUACCACAGCAGCGUCGAGUCGGGCCAUGAGUCUCAGAAUUAUUCCAUCGACACUCUGCAGCAGGCUGUAUACUGGUCCUCAUGGAAAUCAGAGCGAGAGAUGCGAGGGGAUCUUUACCUCCCAGACUUUUCCCUAAGUGAUCAGGAAUUGGCAUUUUACCCGCCCUUCUUCCCGACGCCGCCAGCUCCUAAGGCAGAAGUUGAGACUGCAACGGAUCCGCGUCUGGCUCGCGAGAGAACGUCCUGGUACUUCUACCUGGCCGAGAUCUCUCUCAGAAGGCUUGCCUCUCGGAUUAGUGCCGAGAUGGUGGGCCUUCAGAAACAACAUCCCACGCGCCAGGCAUACCUCGCGGCAAUGGCCGCGGCAGUCCCGCAGUACGAGGAACAGGCACAGGAGUGGAUAAACUCGCUUCCUCCGAGUCUUUCAUUCGCCGAGCCUCCGGAAGAGGACGAUGUCUGCAGAUUCGUGCUCCGAGGUCACGCGGUGAAUCUUUAUGAGGUGAUUUACUGGCCGUUUUCCACCGCUUUCCUCGAUGCCUUUGGGGCGAAUCCCGAUUUUUCCGGCAAAGCUCUUACUCCCAGUCUGGAGGGAUUAGCGAAGAAGGGUCUCGAAAACCACCUUUAUCGACUCGCCAUCAAUCGCCUAGGGUACAGGCAUCGCCACCAUGGAACGUUGCCCAUGAUGCGUUCCUGCUCGCGUAGUGCCCUGGCGUUGGUAGCGGCAGCAUUGCUCACCCAGUCUAGCGGUUCUGAAGGCGGAACCUUCUUACCAACUGGCUGGUAUGGCGCCGUGGGAGAGGUGAUUGACCUACUCGUAUUCUGGGAGUGCGAGACUCGCGAGAUGGAGCUUGUGCGUCGCGUUUUGGAGAAGGCAUAUGGGAUUUUUUCGGUACCAUCUCCGCCGGCUUAUCGUUUACGGGUCUAG
Molecule: messenger RNA, 1920 nt
Organism: Colletotrichum godetiae
Lineage: Eukaryota; Fungi; Ascomycota; Sordariomycetes; Glomerellales; Glomerellaceae
Exons: 3
Coding region: 1-1920 (639 amino acids)
Biological process (GO): DNA-templated transcription
Molecular function (GO): zinc ion binding; DNA binding
Source: RefSeq, a predicted model, not a curated record